UUUCUUUAUAUCGUCAAUAAGAAUACAGAAUGAGUGCCCCAACUGUCGAAGAGGUCACUGAGCAGGUCCAAAAGACCUACUUGGAUGACAUUACCGGUGAACAAGUCUCCAAGACCGAGCUCAAGAAGCGUCAAAAGCAAAGAGCCAAUGAAGCCAAGAAGGCUGAAAAGGCUGCUAGAGGUGCUGCCACUGCUCCAAAACUCGCCAAGAAGAAGGAUGACAUGGCUGACUUGACUCCUAACCAAUACUUCGAGCUCAGAUCCAGACAAAUCGAAGAAUUGAGAGCUGGUCAUGAAGCUGACCCAACUGCUUUCAACCCAUACCCACACAAGUUCGAUGUGUCCAUGUCUUUACCUGAAUUCACUGCCAAAUACAAGGACUUGAAGAAGGGUGACACCUUGACCGACGUUGAAGUCAAGGUCACCGGUAGAAUCAUGCGUAAGAGAGAAUCUGGUUCCAAGUUGAAGUUUUACUCCUUGAAGGGUGAAGGUGUUGAAUUGCAAAUCAUGGCUCAAGCUCAAGAUGUCAAGGAAGGGGUUGAAGUGUACGAAAAGAUGCACGAAUACCUCAGAAGAGGUGACAUCAUCGGUAUCACCGGUUACCCAGGUAGAACCAACCCUGCCAAGGGUGGUGAAGGUGAAGUUUCCGUCUUUGCUACUUCCAUCCAAUUGUUGACCCCAUGUCUUCACAUGCUUCCAACUGAAAGAUACGGUUUCAAGGACCAAGAAGCUCGUUACAGAAAGCGUUACUUGGAUCUUAUCAUGAACGAAUCCACCAGAGAUCGUUUCAAGGUCCGUUCCAAGAUCAUCACUUAUAUCCGUAAGUUUUUGGACAACAGAGAUUUCGUUGAAGUUGAAACUCCAAUGAUGAACGUUAUUGCUGGUGGUGCCACCGCCAAGCCUUUCAUCACCCACCACAACGACUUGAACAUGGACAUGUACAUGAGAAUUGCUCCAGAAUUGUUCUUGAAGGAAUUGGUUGUCGGUGGUAUGGACAGAGUCUAUGAAAUUGGUCGUCAAUUCAGAAACGAAGGUAUCGACAUGACCCACAACCCUGAGUUCACCACCUGUGAAUUCUAUCAAGCUUACGCUGAUGUCUAUGACUUGAUGGAUACCACUGAAUUGUUGUUCUCUGAAAUGGUAAAGGAAAUCACCGGUGACUACAAGGUUAAGUACCACCCAGAUGGUCCAGAAGGUGAAGAACUCACCUUGGACUUUGCCCGUCCAUGGAAGCGUAUCAAUAUGAUUGAAGAAUUGGAAAAGGUCUUCGAUGUCAAGUUCCCUGCUGGUGACCAAUUGCACACCGAAGAAACCGGUGUCUUCCUUAAGAACAUCUUGAUCAAGCACAAGUUGGAUUGUUCUCCUCCAUUGACCAACGCCCGUAUGUUGGACAAGCUUGUUGGUGAAUUGGAAGAUGUUUCCAUCAACCCUACCUUCAUCUUUGGUCACCCAAAGAUGAUGUCUCCAUUGGCCAAGACCGACAGAAACCAAAACGGUUUGUGUGAAAGAUUCGAAGUAUUCGUUGCCACCAAGGAAAUCUGUAACGCUUACACCGAAUUGAACGAUCCAUUCGAACAAAGACAAAGAUUCGAAGAACAAGCCAGACAAAAGGCUCAAGGUGACGAUGAAGCACAAAUGGUUGACGAAACCUUCUGUAACGCUUUGGAAUACGGUUUGCCACCUACCGCCGGUUGGGGAUGUGGUAUUGACAGAUUGGCCAUGUUCUUGACCAACUCCAAUACCAUUAGAGAAGUUUUGUUGUUCCCAACCUUGAAGCCAGAUGUUACCAACUAGUUAGAUUUGAUAUUAAGAUAACAAUGAGAUAAUACAAA
Messenger RNA from [Candida] anglica, 1831 nucleotides. The record is from the annotation of a GenBank genome assembly. Lineage: Eukaryota; Fungi; Ascomycota; Pichiomycetes; Serinales; Debaryomycetaceae.